Chaetomium strumarium is the source of this 2339-nucleotide messenger RNA. Its product is annotated as amino acid permease-domain-containing protein. The record is from RefSeq and is a predicted model, not a curated record. Lineage: Eukaryota; Fungi; Ascomycota; Sordariomycetes; Sordariales; Chaetomiaceae. Gene Ontology annotation, biological process: amino acid transmembrane transport. Gene Ontology annotation, cellular component: membrane. Gene Ontology annotation, molecular function: L-amino acid transmembrane transporter activity. Bases 349 to 2022 code for a protein of 557 amino acids. The transcript has 10 exons.
GAGCUCUCCGACUCGGGGUCGGCCCACCUCAGCCUUGUCCAGCGGUGUCUGGGACCGAGGCGUUUCCAGAGCCUCGCGCCCCCCUCCCCAGGGUGGACAAUGGUCUAUAGGAGGUAGUUAACAGGACUGAACUACGACCACAGCAAGGGUUGGGUUCUUCUUGUACGGCGGUGGAAGACGCGUCGGAGGUCGACUGCUCCGUCGUGUUCCGCAUCCUGCUGGUUGGAAGUUCCAGCACGGGUAUCAAAGCCGGACAAGAAAGGGCUCCACGCAGGCUCCCAUUUCAAGGGAAAUCUAUUGUGAAUUGGUUGGGGAGAGGCUCGGCGACGUCCCGAUCAGAGAGUCGGCAUGCAAGAACCCGAAAUAUUCGAGCAGCCCGUGGCCGACAGGGACCCGGAAGUCCAGGUGACCGACGAGCAUGUCGGGACUGUUUACAGCAAUGGGCUCCGAGCAACACCUGUUGAGGACGACGAGUCGGAUGGCUACCACGACUUUGUUUAUCCCGAGGACAGGAAACUAGGGACUUGGUCGACGGCGUUCCUCAUCAUCAACCGCGUGGUAGGCGGGGCGAUAUAUUCCAGUCCCUCGGCCAUCAUAUACUCCCUCAACAGCGUCGGGGGGACGUUGCUCUUCUGGGUAUUGUUCGUCUACCUCGAGUAUGGAACUGCGUUGCCGCGUUCUGGGGGCGAAAAGGUUUAUCUAGAACGAGUGUAUCAAAGGCCAAGGUAUUUGGCCACAUGCAUUUUUGCAGUGCAAUUUGUGCUGUUUGCCAUCUCGACCGGCAAUAGCAUUGGCUUCAGCAGCUAUCUGCUGCGCGCCGCAACGGGAGACCCUCGAGACGGAUCUUGGCUUAACAGGGGCAUCGCCAUUGCGGCCAUCACAGUGGUCUGCCUCAUCCACGCUUUCGCACCGCGCUGGGGCAUCUGGCUGAGCAAUGGACUCGGCUCCUUCAAGCUAAUCCUACUCACUCUCGUCGUCUGCACCGGGUUUGCCGCACUUGCCGGCAGGACGGCAGCACCCAGGCCCAACCCUAGUAACUUUUCGAGUUUCCACGGUCCGGGCUGGAUCAGGCCUGACGGCAGUGACUCCGCGGGGGCAGCUGGCGGGUACGCGCUUGCUUUGCUGCAAGUGCUGUACGCAUACAGCGGGUGGGAGAAUGCGAACUAUGUCCUGACGGAAGUCCGGAACGCGCCAAAGACGUUGCGGAGGGCGGCGCCGAUUGCAGUUUCGGUCGUGACGUUGCUCUAUCUGUUGGCCAACAUAUCAUAUUUCGCCGCUAUGUCCAAGAGCGAAAUCGCCGAUUCGCACGUCGUCGUCGCGGCUAAGUUCUUUGAGAAUGUGUGGGGCGAGAGUGCCUUCGUCAAAAAUGUCUUGCCGCUGUUCAUCGCCCUCUCGGCGCUGGGCAAUGUCUUUGCGCAGUCCUUUGCUAUGCCGCGAGUGAAGCAGGAGCUCGCCAAGGAAGGCGUGCUGCCGUGGUCUCGGUUCUGGGCCAGCGACUGGCCCUUCAACGCGCCCACCGGGGCAAUCUUCCUGCACUGGAUCAUUACCAGUGCUUUGAUCUUGGGAUCUCAAACACCGGAUGUCUACACUUUCGUCACAAACGUCUUCGUGUACAGCGGCAACUGGAUCAAGGUAUUGCUCGCCGCCGGCCUCGUCUACCUCAACUUCUCCCCCUCAGAACGGUGGGCGGAGCAGCGGACGACCUUCCGCAGCUCGCCCCUUCUGACCAUCUUCUGGAUUGUGUCCCUGCUGUUUGUGCAGGCGGCGUCCUUCAUCAAGAACGGUCUCCUCGACCAAGUGCCGUUCUAUGUGAUGCCGACUUUCGGCACCAGCCUGCUGGCCGUUGGCACAGGGUACUGGCUGGUUUGGGCCAAGGUGCUGCCCGCGUUCGGCUACCAUAUCCAGCACGAGAUCGUUCAGAUGCCUGAUGGAAGCGAGAGGGUGAAGUACAAGAGGGUUAAACCCAAGAAGCGCAAGAGGCAGGGACAGUGGAACCGGCAAAGGAAGCAGUCUGUUUGGUAAUGGGCUGAGGCUUAAGAAAGGUUUUGGCUGAUAUAAACAAUUUGCGGUUUCAUGAGUGAUAUCCAACAUGGACUCGGAGUCUGGGGAGUUUUUUGUAGCAGAAAACAAGACUGCUUUUUCAUUGUCCAAAAACGUUACCCCUGAAUUCGGGAUCAUGGAACCCCUGAAUGUGGCUUCAGCUUAGUGGACCACUGGGCCGGUUCAACGGCUUCCCCCGCUGUUUUAGGCGGAGGGCUACAAAAAGAUAUCUUCAAAAACAUAUCGUCGCAGGAAAUCGUGGAUGCUUGUUAACCGGUUAAGUGCUGCGCGACAUGUCA